Messenger RNA from Blastomyces dermatitidis ER-3, 1212 nucleotides. RefSeq lists its product as uncharacterized. Lineage: Eukaryota; Fungi; Ascomycota; Eurotiomycetes; Onygenales; Ajellomycetaceae. The record is from RefSeq and is a predicted model, not a curated record. Bases 1 to 1212 code for a protein of 403 amino acids. The transcript has a single exon.
AUGCUCAUUUUGCCCAAAAUUUCUCCGUCCAGCCAGUCCAGUUCUCAGGGUCGAAAGCGACCUGCAACAUCUGCUCCAUCUAUAAAAAGCAGAGAAACGCAGAGCACCGAAAUCACCAAAACCACCAGCACCACAGCUUAUAAACGUAACUUCGAACAGAAACUAAUCGAUCACGGUGUCUAUCCCCCAGAAUACGAGUAUCCUAAUGGUCAGAUCCCGCCAAUACCGAACAACUGGUGGGACAUUAAUGAAAGAUUAGUCAGACCUCGACCUUCUCUUUCACCAUCAAAAUUUUCUGACAAAGAAUUCAAAGAAUUCAAGAAGGCAGAUGCACAUGCAUCUAAAGAGCAACCAGUAACGGUCUCGGUGAUUCCAAUUAUUGAAGGCAAGAUGCGUGACGCCAAAUGUGCCGGAGGUGGAUACCCAUUUGGAAACCUUGCUCCCCUGACAGACGGGACUCUUGCCGCUGGUAAGCCAGAUCAUUUCUACGGAGCUCGACCUGAACAGCUCGACCGAAAUAUUCGCAACGAGCUCAAUGAUCUUAUCAUUCCUUCGACACAGGACAGUCUUCCAAUGGCGCCAAAUUUCUUUCUGGAAGCAAAGGGACCCGAUGGGUCUGCUGCUGUAGCUAGAAGACAGGCUUGCUAUGAUGGCGCGUUGGGUGCUCGAGGUAUUCAGAGUCUUCAGCCAUAUGGGCAAGAUAACCCAGCCUAUGAUCACAAGGCUUAUACUAUUACAUCAACAUACCACGAUGGGACGCUCAAGUUAUACACCUCUCAUUGCACGAAGCCAACCGAUUCUGGAAAUCGUCCUGAAUAUUUUAUGACUCAACUCAAUACUUGGGGCAUGACUGGCAAUGCAGAUACCUUUCGGCAUGGAGCUACUGCAUAUCGAAAUGCCCGUGACUGGGCGAAGGAAGCGAGAGACGCACUUAUUGAGGCUGCGAACGGAAAGGUUCCAGGAGUGUGUACAGAAUCUCAGUCUUUUGCAUCAUCUGGCAGUGGGACAGUUUCUUUUUCAACGGCUGGCCCAGUUUUCGUGGAGUCUGAUACUUCAGCUGACGAAACGGACUCUGAGUAUGUGGACGCCCCGCAAUGGAGCUUUACAGACCAUAUUGGAGACGAGGUGGAAGAGGGAGAUGGUAAUACCCUAGAAAUAGGUAGGGGACAAUUCAAAAGGCAAAAGUUGGAGGCAAGAAAAUGCCACGUCUGA